AUUGUUUACGUCUUUGUAUACGAUCACAUAGAGAGUGAGAGAGAAAGAGAUUCAUCCUUGCAAGGCUUUUCUGGUGUGUGUUUGUGUUUUCUGAGAAUUAUGUCACUGCUUUCAGAUCUUCUCAACCUUGACCUCUCAGAAACCACUGAGAAAAUCAUCGCCGAGUACAUAUGGAUCGGUGGAUCUGGUAUGGAUGUAAGAAGCAAAGCAAGGACUCUUCCAGGACCCGUUUCUGAUCCUUCAAAGCUUCCGAAGUGGAAUUAUGAUGGUUCUAGCACAGGUCAAGCACCUGGAGAAGAUAGUGAAGUAAUUUUAUACCCCCAAGCAAUUUUCAAGGAUCCAUUUAGGAGAGGAAACAAUAUAUUGGUCAUAUGUGAUACUUAUACUCCUGCUGGAGAACCUAUUCCAACAAACAAGAGAGCUAAGGCUGCAAAGAUAUUCAGCCAUCCUGAUGUUGUUGCAGAAGUACCUUGGUAUGGUAUUGAGCAAGAGUACACCUUGUUGCAAAAAGAUGUCAAGUGGCCCAUCGGGUGGCCUCUUGGUGGUUUUCCCGGUCCACAGGGACCAUAUUACUGUGGUGCUGGUGCUGACAAAGCUUUUGGGCGUGACAUUGUUGAUGCCCACUACAAGGCCUGCCUUUAUGCAGGCAUCAACAUCAGCGGUAUCAACGGAGAAGUGAUGCCAGGACAAUGGGAAUUUCAAGUUGGUCCUGCAGUUGGCAUUUCUGCUGGAGACGAGUUGUGGGCUGCUCGUUACAUUUUGGAGAGGAUCACUGAGAUCGCUGGAGUAGUGCUUUCCUUCGAUCCAAAGCCAAUCCAGGGUGAUUGGAAUGGAGCUGGUGCUCACACAAAUUACAGCACCAAGUCCAUGAGAAAUGAUGGAGGUUAUGAAGUCAUCAAGAAAGCAAUUGGAAAGCUGGAAUUGAGGCACAAAGAACAUAUUUCUGCAUAUGGAGAAGGCAACGAGCGCCGUCUCACUGGUCGCCAUGAAACUGCUGAUAUCAACACUUUCUUAUGGGGUGUUGCUAACCGCGGUGCAUCUAUUCGUGUUGGUCGAGACACGGAGAAAGCAGGCAAAGGCUAUUUCGAGGACAGGAGGCCUGCUUCGAACAUGGAUCCAUACGUUGUUACUUCCAUGAUUGCGGAAACCACCAUCCUGUGGAAGCCAUAGAAAGCCAUCUGCACUCUUCUUUAUAGCGUCGACUCUGUUUUUCGAUGGUUUAUUGAAGACCUUGUUUUAGGAGAACCUUGUAAUAGGAUGUAUCCAUGUGUUAUCCACCUUAGGUUAGCUUGUUUUUGUUUUCUUCUUCAUUGUGUCGCAUUAUUACAAGCAACAUCAAGGUAAGUUUGUUGCUUCCUUCGCUCAUGAGUGUUAAAUAAUGGUCGUCUUUAUAAUUCAAAUAACAAUUGGAAAAGGGUUCAUUUUCUAGGAAAAUGAAAUGAAAUAUAUUUUGCAUUUUUGCUGUGUUA
This is a messenger RNA of Ziziphus jujuba (common jujube), 1469 nucleotides long. RefSeq names its product glutamine synthetase nodule isozyme. The coding region runs from base 100 to 1170 and encodes 356 amino acids. Gene Ontology annotation, cellular component: cytoplasm. Gene Ontology annotation, molecular function: glutamine synthetase activity. Lineage: Eukaryota; Viridiplantae; Streptophyta; Magnoliopsida; Rosales; Rhamnaceae. The record is from RefSeq and is a predicted model, not a curated record. The transcript has 12 exons.